This is a messenger RNA of Pseudocercospora fijiensis CIRAD86, 354 nucleotides long. RefSeq lists its product as uncharacterized. Lineage: Eukaryota; Fungi; Ascomycota; Dothideomycetes; Mycosphaerellales; Mycosphaerellaceae. The transcript has a single exon. The record is from RefSeq and is a predicted model, not a curated record. Bases 1 to 354 code for a protein of 117 amino acids.
AUGAGUGAUGAUGGCGAAGCCGCAGUUGGAGACGCAUCAAGUCAUCAAGCCAUCAAGCCAUGGACAUCAUUCAAGCAGUUGCGAAUCUCCAGCAACGCCCAAAGUGCAGUGAGUGGGGAUUCUCGCUCUACUGCUAGCACGCGCGAGGUCGAUGCUGUCAGCCAGCUCUUACAAGACGAAGACGCCCUCCGAGUCGCGAGGCUGAUGAUACCAGAGCUUCGCACUGAGCGUACGACACCUAGUGAGCACCUACAUCGACAACGCCUUCUGAGUGCAACCCAGCAGAUUCGCAUCGCUCUUGCCUACGCCGAGAACGCAUCCCAAGCAGCCUUCGACACAGCCUUGUACACUUAA